This is a messenger RNA of Lytechinus pictus (painted urchin), 3644 nucleotides long. RefSeq names its product monocarboxylate transporter 12-like. Bases 103 to 1530 code for a protein of 475 amino acids. Gene Ontology annotation, cellular component: membrane. The record is from RefSeq and is a predicted model, not a curated record. Gene Ontology annotation, biological process: transmembrane transport. Gene Ontology annotation, molecular function: monocarboxylic acid transmembrane transporter activity. Lineage: Eukaryota; Metazoa; Echinodermata; Echinoidea; Temnopleuroida; Toxopneustidae. The transcript has 4 exons.
GAUGACGCGCUCAUAAUUCCAAAGAAAGAAGUGGUGCCCUGCUAUACGAAAAUCCAGCAUGAACAUGAUGAAGGAGGAUAUAAUUAUGUUUCGAGCUUAAAAAUGGCAAACUCGCGUGCUUCUUCGUGGGGAUGCGUGAUUGUUUUUUGCAAGUUUGUGAUUCUUUUUAUCGAUAGCGGAAUAGAGAAAUCGUUUGGCGUUCUUAUCCCUACCAUGGUUAAGCAUCUGAAAUCUGACUAUGCAACGGUUGGAUUAAUAUGCAGUAUGCCUUCAACGUUGAUGUAUAUCCUUAGUCCUUUGGUAACACUUCUUCUUCGAAGAGCCAGCAGUCGAAGUAUUGCUAUGUCAGGGGGUCUAUUGUCUGGGAUGUGUUUUGUCAUCUGUGCUUUCUUGAAAACCACAGUUACUGUAGGCGUCUGCCUCGCUCUCUCAGGUGUUGGAUUGGCAAUGACCAACAUGCCAAUAAGCAUUGCAGUUAACGAUUUUUUUAGAGAAGAUUUUGUUUUCUGGAGUACAGUUGCGGGUUAUGGCUACACAGCUGGGGCCAUAGUACUGCCUAUUGUUACUGAGAAGUCAUUUCAAGCGUAUGGUUAUGAAGGGGUGUUCAUGAUUCUUGGCGGUGUCGUUCUUCACCUUCUCGUAUGUGGUGCAGCGAUUCGGAAAGUGGAAGGUAUCGAUGAUAAUCAAGUUAACAGUCAUGAUGAAGAGGAGAAUUACAGACGCAGGUUAAGCUCUAAAGAAGGGCCACCGAAAGAUAAGAAUAUGUUUCGUCAAAUGGAUGAGGAAUAUGAAAAGGAAGUCGAAGAGGUAGAUGAAAAACAGGAGGAUGAGAUCUGCGAAGAAACUUGUCCAGAGGAAAGACGUUUGAUUCGGCAGGGAAGCCGCUUUAACAGAAAUCAUGAAAGUUUUCCAAAUGAAUCGUCAGUCAUAUCUUGCGGACUGCUGAAGGAACGGAUCUUUCUCUAUUCAAUCCCGAUUCCUUUCUUAUUAUUUUACACAUCAUAUGCAUGGAUGCUGUUUCUAGUACCUCAUGCUGAGCAUCUGGGCAUCUAUCCUUCCAACGCUAUCUACCUCUCCACAUUAGGUGGACUCGGAGGCAUUCUCGGUCGGGCUAUUUUUAUCAUCCUUAUUCGCAAAGGCUUCAACGAGAACCAUGUAUACAUCGUGGUCGGUUUAAUCUGCACGGGGUCAUUCCUGCUUGAUUUCAUCAGUUCUGCUUAUUCAGUCCGUUCUAUCCUGGCAUUUGCCCAAGGGUUCUCUCUGUUCAUCGAGGAAUCUGCGCAUAACAGCUUAGCCAAAAGAACAAUCUUUGAUGAGGAGAAUUUCAGCAUGGCCUUGGCGACUUUUAACUUCAUGGCUGGAAUUGGUAUAGCCUGUGCAGGAGUACUUACCGGUUAUCUAUUCGAUGUCAUCCAGUCAUUCACGAUGGUCUUUAUCAUUAUCGGUGUCAUCCACGGCAUAGGUGUCAUUAAUCUUCUCAUCAUUGAGGUUUUAAUCAGAAGACGACGAUGGGAGACAGAGUUCACAUGAAUAUGCAGAAUUUUGAUUUAGUGCAAAAAUGACUACAGUUACAUGCCUGACUUGAAGUGGGGACCUGUAAAUCACCAGGGUCCCGUAACACAAAGGUUAGCAAUUAAUCGUACGCUUGAUUUUUACGAUUGAUUAUAAAGUGCGUCCCAGAAAAAACGAAACCGAGAUUUAGCGAUGAUUUAUCAUAACUUAAUCACAAAUAAAAUGGACAAAUGACCUACCAAUGUAAAGAAUCUUAGAAUCUCUUCUUUCAUCUGAUAUUACUUAGAUUAUUCCUCAUUCACACAUGAGUGAGCAAAAACAAUUUGAAGGAAGGAUACCAAAAACUUAUUUGGCGGGGGGUAUAUGAAUUUCAAAAAGAAAAUCACAUGUCCUAAAAGUUCAAUAUCUGCUCUUUAAUUUUAUACCUCAAUUACAGAAAAUGGUCAAGAAAUAACAAAGUUCUGGUUAUUUAAAAUAAGGCUUGAAUUUCAAUAAUUUCAUAAAAUUAAGAGGUUUUACAGGCUAGCGUUCAAACUCACUCGACACUCCGUUUUGUUUACGAUCAGCCAUGCAUUAAGUCUUUUGUUAACCAUGCGAUAGCUUCUGUGGGAAACCGGUGAAAACAGUUUAUUUAAUAUUGUAUAUUGUAGUCAAUGAAAUCAAUCGUUAAAAAAAAUAUUGUACGAUCAUCGCUAAGAUUUGUGAUACGGGCCCCAGGGCUCUGUAACACAAAGAUUAGCGAUUAAUCGCUAAAUGAAAUGGCCUAUCAAGAUCAUCCUUGCAAGCGCAUUUUGCUCUGUAGACUGACUAGGAACCAAUCAGAAUUGUCCUUUCAAAUUAGCGAUUACUGUAAUCGAUAUACUGUAUUCGCUAAUCUUUAUGUUACGGAGCCCGGAAGAGUGUUAUUUUCUUGUUUUUAAAUGUGUAUGAAAUUUGUACCAUCACGAUACUGAGGCGAAUAAUAUUGGAAUAUUGAUUCGGUAUCUUGCAUCCCUAUGCGUACUUGUGUAAGCACAUUUAAAUGAGGUUGUGAAUGUGUGUGCUUCUCAGACAUUGCGUGUGUGUGUGUUGGAGGGUGUGCAUGUGGGUGAAUGUGUGGUGGGCGCAUAUGUUUGUUGAUGUUUGAAUCUAGGGGCGUGUGUGAGCACACAUAAAGGCCCUGUCACAUCGUUCCGUGCAAUUAGCUCUAUUUCAAAUCUGGACCAAAAUUUUCAAUCAAAACUCAUAUGGAAGUUUAAAGAAAAAAGAGUGAUCAUAAUUAGCCUCAAUUUUUUUUUCUGACGCAUCCCCUUAAAGGAGAAUCCGAACCAUACAAAAAUUAUAUACAUGGGACUACAUAUAUUUUUUUUGUACUGAAUUUCGAUUUAAAAGAAAAUUAUUGCUUGUUUUGUAAAUCUUUUUGUUGGAUAAUCUGAAGGUGAUCAUUUUACAUCAUAUUAAAAGAAACAUUUUCAAAAGUAAGUUGCGGGAAGGGUUUAAAAAUGUCAAAUUUGUGGUGCCGGACAAAGUGUAAUGCGACUGACUGGAGUUUUUGUAUCCAAAAAAGAAACUUAAAGUUUCUUCCCAAAUUCAAAUGUCUUAUUUGAGACCUCUAUAUGUAAGUAAUGUUUUGCAGGUAUUGGUAAAAGUGUUUUGUUUUGAAAGAACUAUUAAAAAGUAAUCAGUCACUUAUCUUCAUGUCCUUUUUGUGUAAUGCGACUGACCGAUGUUUGGGACGUCAUUGCGUCCACAAUAUACAGCAUAAAAACUUUCUGUAUACAUUGUUUUAAAGCCUCGGUUGUCAAGAUAAAUUAACAGUAUAACUUGAUAGAAAGACUCACCCCUAUAAACCUGACAGCACCAAGUCCCGCACCAAGUAUUAUAAAAGACACGUAAAGGUGUAAUGCGACUGACCGUGGAGUCGCCCAUUUGUUUGUUAAGUGUGGUGUGGGUUUUGUGGGAGUGAAUGGGUCGGCGGAAGUGAGGGGAUAGGGAGGGGUAGGGGUGGAUUGGAAAUUAAAAUUAAUGAAUGUCGUUCAUGAAAAAAGAAGAAAAAAAUUAUAAAGAUUUGAGGUGAAUUAUUUAGCGUUUGAUGUAAGGUAAUGUCAUUAUGUUUAUAAAAAAUGUUUUGUUGUUCCAAGUAUUUGAAUGGG